Erigeron canadensis is the source of this 1047-nucleotide messenger RNA. Its product is annotated as mediator of RNA polymerase II transcription subunit 18. The transcript is spliced from 5 exons. The coding region runs from base 64 to 723 and encodes 219 amino acids. Lineage: Eukaryota; Viridiplantae; Streptophyta; Magnoliopsida; Asterales; Asteraceae. Gene Ontology annotation, biological process: regulation of transcription by RNA polymerase II; termination of RNA polymerase II transcription. Gene Ontology annotation, molecular function: transcription coregulator activity. Gene Ontology annotation, cellular component: core mediator complex; mediator complex. The record is from RefSeq and is a predicted model, not a curated record.
AACUUAAAGUUUGCCCCCAUUUACCAAAUCAAGAACUCUUUGGAUUGAAACGAAACUUAUCAUAUGGAGUGUGUUGUUCAAGGAAUCAUCGAAACACAGCAUGUUGAAGCCCUUGAGAUUCUUCUUCAAGGCCUCUGUGGAGUCCCAAGGGACCAUUUAAAGGUUCAUGAGUUAUGCCUAAAAAGUGGCCCCAAUCUAGGUUCUGAAGCAUCAGAGGUUCGACUUUUAUGUGAUCUCCAGCAAUCUGAGCCCUCUUGGACCGUUCGACAUGUUGGGGGUUCAAUGAGAGGUGCUGGUGCAGACCAAAUUUCUGUCCUGGUGAGGACUAUGGUAGAAAGCAAAGUGAGCAAAAAUGUGCUUCGUUUGUUUUAUUUGCUUGGCUACAAGUUAGACCAUGAGCUACUGAGAGUGGGGUUUGCUUUCACUUUCACUUUCCAAAGGGGUGCUCAGAUAACCGUUACAGUGUCCUCGGUUAGUAAGAUGCUAAAGUUGCAUGCCAUUGAUGACACUGUACCCGUAACACCAGGCAUGCAAGUGGUUGAAGUGACUGCACCAGCGUCAGCUGAAAACUACAGUGAAGUUGCAGCAGCAGUAUCUUUAUUUUGUGAAUAUCUUGCACCGUUGCUGCAUUUGUCAAAACCUGGAGUUUCAACUGGAGUUGUUCCAACAGCUGCUGCAGCUGCUGCAUCUCUCAUGUCAUACAGUGGAAAUACAAAUAUGUAGGCACCGUGCACAACCCGAAAAUAGGUGUUUUCAGGACCAACUGCUUUGGAAGUUAUGUUGUCACUGGAAUCUGGAGGCUUCUUACACUUUUGUUUAUGGCCCCUCAACUACUCGAGGUGUUUGAAUUUCACAUAUAUAUUCAUGGAAAUUUUGUAUAAUUUUAGGUAAAGAUAUUAUGUAGUUGCAUUGUUAAUUAUUUUUUUUUCAAAUGGAAAACUAUCAUCAGGGACGAAGCUUUCAAGAGGCCUAGUCCCCUGUUUUUUUGCUUAGUAGUGUAGUUUGAUUCGUACUCGUAAUUUGUUCGAAAUUUUUAUUUUUCUUAAA